AUGGCUGUCGCGCAACCUGCCGGAAAUUCUGGCAAUGCUGCCUUCAAGGAUAAAGAGAAGCCGAUGGCCGUAAGAACGGCGAAUAUUGUUGCUGCAAGAGCUGUUUCCGAUGCCAUCAGAACUUCCUUGGGACCUCGUGGGAUGGAUAAGAUGAUACAGACGGGCAAGGGAGAGACCAUAAUUACAAACGAUGGAAAUACUAUGCUCAAGAGUAUGGCUGUCAUGCAUCCCUCUGCUAAGAUGCUCGUCGACCUAUCAGCAGCACAAGAUGUCGAGGCAGGAGAUGGAACUACUUCAGUUGUAGUGAUUGCAGGAAGUUUAUUAGGGGCUGCAGAUCGACUACUUGGAAAGGGGAUACAUCCCUCAGUCAUUGCCGAGUCCUUCCAGAGAGCAGCAGCAGCAGCUGUCAAGGUCCUCCAUAACAUGUCACAACCUGUCUCCCUCACCGACACAACUACUCUCCUCCAAGCCGCAACUACAUCUCUUUCCUCUAAGAUCGUUUCACAACAUUCAAAUCUCCUUGCUCCUAUGGCAGUCAAUGCUGUCACAAAGACAAUCGACAUCAAGACCGCAGAAAACGUGGACCUGAAGAACAUCAGAAUAUUAAAGAAAGUCGGAGGCACCAUUGAAGAUAGUGAGAUGGUAGAGGGUCUGGUGUUGUCACAGGGGGUUGUUAAGAGCGGUGGCGGCCCAGUUAGAAUGGAGAAGGCCAGAAUAGGACUCAUCCAAUUCCAACUCUCGCCUCCCAAGCCAGACAUGGAAAACCAAAUUGUGGUGAAUGAUUACCGUCAAAUGGACAAGAUCCUCAAAGAAGAACGAACCUACCUCUUAAACAUGGUGAAGAAAAUCAAGAAAGCAAAAUGUAAUGUUUUGUUCAUCCAAAAGUCCAUCCUCCGCGAUGCAGUCAACGACCUUUCCCUACACUUCCUCGCCAAACUCAACAUUCUAUGCGUCAAAGACAUCGAAAGAGACGAGGUCGAAUUCAUCUGCAAAUCGACCGGCUGCAAACCAAUUGCGGAUAUCGAUUCCUUCACAGAGGACAAGCUCGGAAGCGCAGACCUUAUUGAAGAGUCCCAGAGUUCAGGUAGCAGGGUUGUGAAGGUCACUGGCACCAAGAGCGCAGGCAAGACGGUCUCCAUCGUCUGCCGAGGCGCCAACGCCCUCAUCCUCGAUGAGGCGGAGCGCUCCCUCCACGAUGCCCUCUGUGUCAUCCGCUGCCUUGUGAAGAAGAAGGCUCUGAUUGCCGGUGGUGGAGCGCCCGAGAUCGAGAUCGCAUCCCAGCUGAGCAAACAAUCAAGAGGCCUGACAGGCACGGAAGCUAUCUGCUGGAAGGCGUUUGCGGACGCCAUGGAAGUCAUCCCUACGACCCUGGCCGAGAAUGCCGGCUUGAACGCCAUCAAGGUCGUCACGGAAUUGAGACAUAAGCACGAGUUCGGCGAGAAGAACGCAGGUGUCAGUAUCAAGAGCGGCGGUGUCAAGGUCGAUAUCGCGGAUGAGAAUGUCCUCCAGCCCCUGCUGGUGAGCACGAGUGCGGUGGAGUUGGCCGCUGAGACAGUGAAGAUGAUCUUGCGUAUAGAUGACAUUGCAUUAUCAAGAUAA
Amorphotheca resinae ATCC 22711 is the source of this 1599-nucleotide messenger RNA. RefSeq lists its product as hypothetical. Gene Ontology annotation, molecular function: ATP hydrolysis activity; ATP binding; ATP-dependent protein folding chaperone. Gene Ontology annotation, biological process: protein folding. Bases 1 to 1599 code for a protein of 532 amino acids. The transcript is spliced from 6 exons. Lineage: Eukaryota; Fungi; Ascomycota; Leotiomycetes; Helotiales; Amorphothecaceae. Gene Ontology annotation, cellular component: chaperonin-containing T-complex. The record is from RefSeq and is a predicted model, not a curated record.